AUAAUGUUAAAGUCACUUCUCAACACUACAAGCAAAUAGCAAUCCUCAUGUUCAUCUCAGUUACCCCUAAUUUAUAAACCCUAAAACUCACCCACAUUUGAACCGCCAAACACACAGAUGGACGGAGUCGCAUCAUACCAACGUUUCCCCACCGUCAAAAUCCGCGAGCUCAAAGACGACUACGCCAAGUUCGAGCUGCGCAACACCGACGCCAGCAUCGCCAACGCGCUCCGGCGCGUGAUGAUCUCCGAGGUCCCCACCGUCGCAAUCGACCUCGUCGAAAUCGAAAUCAACUCCACCGUUCUCAACGACGAAUUCAUCGCCCACCGUCUCGGCCUCAUCCCGCUGACCAGUGAACGCGCUAUGAGCAUGCGUUUCUCUCGUGAUUGCGAUGCGUGUGAUGGGGAUGGGCAGUGUGAGUUUUGCUCUGUGGAGUUUCAUUUGAGGGCUAAGUGUCUUGGGGAUCAGACUUUGGAUGUCACUAGUAAGGAUUUGCAUAGCUCUGAUUACACGGUUGUCCCUGUCGAUUUUUCGGAUGCUUCGGGCUAUGAGAACUCCGAGACUAGGGGAAUAAUUAUUGUGAAGCUACGCCGUGGACAAGAACUGAAGCUGAGGGCAAUUGCCCGAAAAGGAAUUGGGAAAGAUCAUGCAAAGUGGUCACCUGCUGCAACAGUCACUUUUAUGUAUGAACCUGCCAUUCAUAUUAAUCAAGAGAUGAUGGAGAGUUUAACACUGGCCGAGAAACAAAGUUUUGUUGAUAGCAGCCCAACCAAAGUCUUUGAAAUUGAUGAUGAAACUCAACAGGUUAAGAUAGUUGAUUCAGAGGCUUACGCCUAUGAUGAUGAAGUGCUUAAGAAAGCAGAAGCUAUGGGAAAACCAGGACUCAUAGAAAUAUAUGCAAAAGAAGACAGCUUUAUCUUCACUGUUGAGUCCACUGGUGCAAUCAAAGCUUCGCAGUUGGUGCUUAAUGCUAUUGAUAUCCUGAAACAAAAGCUUGAUGCAGUUCGCCUGUCAGAUGACACUGUAGAAGCUGAUGAUCAGUUUGGGGAAUUAGGUGCACAUAUGCGCGGGGGAUGAUCCUUCUAGGUUGUGGAAUUCCUAAAUAUACAUUUUAGGCAAUUCUGAAACUAACAAAAUUCCAGGGGCUCCCGGGAGUUUAAGAUUAGGCUUUUACUUUGUGGAUCCCUGAUGCUAAUGAACUUCUGCAAGUAUGUGAUGCCUAUGAUGAGGGUAGAUUGUCUUGUCGUUUAACUUUUGCACUUAUUUGCAGGGUAAAUGCAAUCCAACUAGUGGGUUAAUUUGGACAACUUCAAAUUUCUUGCAUCUUUGUUGAAAUUAUCUUGUGUUAUUAUCAGUAUAAAUUAUCACUCUAGUUGUAUCCA
Molecule: messenger RNA, 1382 nt
Organism: Daucus carota subsp. sativus
Lineage: Eukaryota; Viridiplantae; Streptophyta; Magnoliopsida; Apiales; Apiaceae
Product: DNA-directed RNA polymerases II, IV and V subunit 3
Exons: 3
Coding region: 118-1077 (319 amino acids)
Biological process (GO): DNA-templated transcription
Cellular component (GO): RNA polymerase II, core complex
Molecular function (GO): DNA binding; protein dimerization activity
Source: RefSeq, a predicted model, not a curated record